Messenger RNA from Myxocyprinus asiaticus (Chinese sucker), 1655 nucleotides. RefSeq names its product solute carrier family 35 member G1-like. The record is from RefSeq and is a predicted model, not a curated record. Gene Ontology annotation, cellular component: plasma membrane; endoplasmic reticulum membrane. Gene Ontology annotation, biological process: regulation of cytosolic calcium ion concentration; calcium ion export across plasma membrane. NCBI's taxonomy places the organism in Eukaryota, Metazoa, Chordata, Actinopteri, Cypriniformes, Catostomidae. The transcript is spliced from 3 exons. Bases 2 to 1234 code for a protein of 410 amino acids.
CAUGGGUGACUUUAGAAAACGCAAUGGCUCUGUGAGUAAUAAUGACACAGAUCUAUCUGUUGGCCCUUGUAGAGAGGACGACAUAAGAGUGCUUUGUCACAAAGUUGACGAUGGAGAUUUUGGCGAGGAAAUACAGUUGGAAACUCGUUCAGAAGUGCCUGUGGAUGAGGAUGCUGACGCGGAGGACUGCCGCCGGGUGAACGGCAGUGUCUUUGACCGGGUUUAUGUGCCGUUUUGCUGUAAGAGAGGAGAUAGUGACCGUGAUGAUGAUGAUGGUGAGAAGGACACGAGGGAAAACAUAGUUCAGAGAGAAAAUAAGCCAGCAUGUCAAGGCCUGGGUCUCCUGUACAGUUUGUUAGCAUCUGUCUUUUUCUCUGUUGCUGCUCUUCUGGUGAAGAAAAUCGAGGGCAUGCACGCCAUCGAAAUCAGUGCGAUUCGGUGCUUCUUCCAGAUGUUGUUUGUCAUGCCGCCCAUGAUAUAUUACAAAACUGGCUUUUUAGGACCAAGAGGAAUGCGGAUCUACCUGUUUCUCAGAGGGCUCCUGGGGUCCAACGCCAUGAUCUUGUUGUAUUACGCAGUUUUGCAGAUGCCUCUAGCCGAUGCCACGGUUAUUAUGUUCAGCAAUCCAGUUUUCACAGCUUUGCUUGCUUGGAUAUUCCUCAAAGAGAAAUGCACAAUAUGGGAUGUCGUUUUUACCGCGUUUACGCUUACCGGCGUCAUACUCAUAGCAAGACCUCCCUUCCUUUUUGGUGGCGAAGUGCCAGGGAUCGAAGGGGACUACACCAAUCACAUCAGAGGGACGGCGGCUGCCUUCACGGGCGCUGUUGGGGCAGCGUGCACAAUGGUGAUCUUGAGAAAAAUAGGGAAAAGUGUUCAUUACUACCUCUCAGUUUGGUACUAUGCAGUCCUCGGACUCAUUGAGUGCAUCAUUGUCUUGUUUAUCUUGGAUGAAUGGACUAUACCAUCCUGCGGAUGGGACCGAUGGACCCUCAUGGCCAUCGGGCUGCUCGGUAUAGCUGGCCAGACGUUCCUCAUCAAAGCCCUGCAGAUUGAGAAAGCAGGACCAGUUGCACUGAUGAGGACGAUGGAUGUGGUCCUAGCCUUCAUCUUGCAGUUCCUCUUUCUCAACCGCAAACCGACAUGGUGGAGUCUAGGAGGGGCGUUGUGUGUGAUCAGCAGCACAAGUGGGGUGGCCAUACGGAAGUGGUACAGCAGUACUAGACAAAAGAGCUGAUUAUAUGUUAUAAUGAAAUUAGAAGAAAUUGUAUAUUUUUACUGAAGAUAAUUGGUGCAUUAUUUACCAAAGAAACUAUUUUUACUGUAAUAAUUUACAGCAUAUAUGUAGGUAUAUGACAUUUUCUAGUUUUGUAGUUUCUUAAAAAUUUUUUUACCCUAAAUGAGGGUCGUUAGUCAAGACUCUUUAGAGAUAUACACUCACCAAGCACUUUAUUAGGUACACCUGUACACCUAAUUAUUCAUGCGAUUAUCUAAUCAGCCAAUUGUAUGGCAGCAGUGCAUUGUAUAAAAUCAUGCUGACACAGGUCAGGAGCUUCAGUUAAUGUUCACAUCAACCAUCAGAACUGGGAAAAAAUGUGACCUCUGAUUUUGACCGUGGCAUGAUUUUUGGUGCUAGACGGGCUGUUUCAGUAUUUCUG